UUUGAGGAUUUAUUUACCGCUACAAAGUCAAGGCCGUUGGGGACGACCGUCUGAUAUUGGAGUGGUUUAUCGUUCAACCAGCUAUUUCGAGAAUUUACGAGGGCACUCCAGAAAUGUUCACAAGCCCAGAACAAAGUACUUGUCAGUUGACCGUCGACUUUCCCAUCGAAUCAUCAAGUGGAGUUAAUUACCUCAGCACGUGGUUGAGGCUCUUUGAAAAGAAUGUUGGAUCAACCGAGAGACCACCAUUGCCAGUACUAACACAGUCCAUCAAGCCUCCUGUCCUUUCCAAACUGAAACUGAAACUUUUGCAUUUGUAAUCAUAUUGGGUACAAUAGUUUUUCUGGUUAUCGAUCUCUAUGAGCCAAACGGUUCAUUUGUGCGUGUCAGUUUUAGCCUUUGGGUGGUUUUUUCCAAGUUAUUUGAAGGUUUUCGAAUGAUGACAUGAUAGUGUGCAAAAGAAAUUGUUAACACUCGAGUUUUAACUGGAGGAUUGAUGUGGGGUAUGAUGAGUACAAAGGACGAUACCGAGAACUUUUUACAAAUCUAGCACUUGAAAAUUUUAGGUGUAGUUGUCCUGAAUGCGUGUGAUUGUGCCAGCAGUGUUGCUCGGAUCCAAUAAGUGCGUUAUCUGUUUAAAGAAUGAAUUUUUCCAUGUUUUAAAACAUUAGAUUUCUGGUGCGUUUAUCAAAGCGGAAGCUAGAUCUAAAACCAUUUAACGCUUCUAGCGUUAUUUAAGUUUGCGAAAUACCUUUUCACACGCCUUUUACUUCAGUCUACACUAGUUUAAAUUUAUUUGUUGGUUCGUGUCUGUAUAUUCAUAUUCUCCGUUUUCCCAUGUAUUUCCCAGAGUUUGGUUUGCCAACGUUUUUGACGUUUCGUUUCUUUAACUAUCACUUUAAAGUUACAUUUCUGGUGCAUUUUCAUAUUCACUGUAGUACCAUUAUAAUUUCCGAAUUUUUGUGAUUAUCUGUUUUAUCCAUACGCUGUUUAUAAUCAUCGUCUAACGUUAUCGAUGGGGUCGAAAACUAUCUCUUUGUUCAAGAUGGUAUGCUGUGUGACAAGUACAGAUGGUCCCGUAAAAUGUGUAGCAAUCUAUCACUGACUGCGCAUAAGCAUUCCUGCAGACCGCCUUCACUCCCGUUAUGUAGAGAAUGCUGCAUAAAGACUGAUCUCUCUGAUGAAGUCUUUGAAGUCCUAACUCUAACGAAUAAGUUGCCAAGUGGCGAUACCCACUCAUGUUCCAUAAUUGAACGAAAUACAAAGUCAAAGAAUUUCAUUAUUAGAUCAGUCCUAACAUAGUUCAUUUUUCAAACAAGAACGAGAUUACUAAGCCUACCAGAUUCAGGAUAUAUAUGUAUCCAGUGUAUUUGUGUUCAUAUUCCGUCACUCAGAUUUAGGCUGUACAUAUGUAACUCCCCAUAAUGUCAGUCAUCAUAGUUGGAGGUGGUAUCAUGGGUGUUUCUACCGCUUAUUAUUUAUCAAAAAGGAAGGUCGACACACUAAUAAUUGAAAAAGAGCAACUUGGAUCUGCAGCAUCUGGGCGAGCUGGGGGAUUCCUUGCUAAGGACUGGUGUUCUCACAAUGAAAUGGAUGUUUUAGCUCAGAACGGUUUUGAUUUGCACAUGAAAUUAGCAGAUGAGUUCGGUAGUGCAUGUGAUUAUAGACGUGUUAAUACGUAUUCUAUAUCAUUAUCUCCUGGGAAAUCUUCCGGUUCUUCAAAUUCACCAUCUUGGGUCAAUGCGAAAGUAAAAAAUUGUUCACUGAUAGGCGACUCUACAACUACUGCACAGGUACAUCCCAAAAAACUCACAGAUGAAUUAUUUCGGCGUGCUCAAUAUUUAACAAAUCAAGGAACAAAAUUGAAAAUUGCCCAUGUUAUAGGACUAGAGUUUUCAACAUCGAAUACAUCGGCUCCCAAAGUUAGUGGUGUUCGAGUAAUAGAAUCAUCUACUUCAAAUUCUGAAGUUAUCCCUGCCAGUUUAGUUAUACUUACUACAGGACCAUGGUCAAAGGAAGCUGUUAGUUGGUUACCAUCAGGAUGUUUAAAUCCUAAUAAAUUUCAUGGAAGGCGAGCUCAUAGUAUCAUAUUGAAACCAAAAAUAGAGAAGUCUCCAAUAGAUGCUAAGUGUUUGUUCAUGGAUUAUCAAAAUUCUGAGUUCUCUUGUUCACCUGAAGUUUAUCCAAGACCUGAUAAUACAGUCUAUGUAUGUGGUCUCGGUGAUGGAGCACCUGUACCGUCUUCAAAGGACCAAGUUGAAAUUGAAUCUUGGCGUUGUAAUCGUUUAAAAGAAAUAGUUACUAGUGUAGUCCCAUCAUUAAAAGAUGCUGAGAUGAUAACAGAAUCUGCUUGUUAUUUACCGCUAGUGAGUGAUGGCUAUCCUGUUAUUGGUCAAAUUCCUGGUUUAUCCAAUGUUUAUAUUGCCACGGGUAAUUCUUGUUGGGGAAUUCUUACUGGACCUAUAUCUGGACGCCUUUUAACAGCUGUCAUUUUAAAAAAUAAUCCUAAUUUAAUACAGAGCACAAAUUCAAACGUUACCGACCAAAUGGAGCUGGAUGAAAAAAAAGCCCAAGAUGAUUUAUUACAACAACCCGGUAUUGAGUUGUUUAAUCCAGCAAGACUGAUAAAAUAAAUAACUUGAUUUUUUAUAUUUUUUAAAAACAGAAUCUGUUUUUUUCGUUUUAUUUUUUUUAUCUCAAGUGGAGUUUCACAUUAAUCUGACUGGUGUUUUCGUCUGAUUCAACCAGUACAACUCACUUGUCAUGACUAAAACUUCUCUUUUUGAACCAGAUUGUGACAAAAAUACACAUAUCUAAGUAUUGUUGCCUAAUACACUACCAUUUAUUUAUU
Molecule: messenger RNA, 2851 nt
Organism: Schistosoma intercalatum
Lineage: Eukaryota; Metazoa; Platyhelminthes; Trematoda; Strigeidida; Schistosomatidae
Source: the annotation of a GenBank genome assembly